AUGGGUGUUUGGUAUGUUGAUAGUGGGUGCAAUAACCACGCGACAUCUCAUGAAUCAUUGCUUUAUAACAUUGAUAGAAGUGUGAAGUGUGAAGUGCUAAGUGAAGAUGGGAACAUGGGAAUUAGUUCAAGCUUCUGGAAAAUGACACUUGUUAUUGAGCUGAAGGAUGGUCUUAGUGACUUUAUGGUGAAUAUAUAUGCUGACAGAGAAUUGAAAGAGCUGGUUGCUAGUGUUCCAAUGAAAGGAAAUAGGUGUUUUCCUAUGAAGUUUGAAUUCAUGAACACUGUGAUGGCAAAUAGAGUAACAGUUGAGGAUCACUCAUGGAAAUGA
Prunus armeniaca (apricot) is the source of this 330-nucleotide messenger RNA. NCBI's taxonomy places the organism in Eukaryota, Viridiplantae, Streptophyta, Magnoliopsida, Rosales, Rosaceae. The record is from the annotation of a GenBank genome assembly.